GAAAGGGGCUGGGCCACCAGCAAGAGCCCCAGGCCUGAGGCCAGGGGUGAGGCCAGACUUUCAGGGCAGACAACCCACCGAGGGCAAAGUCCAAGCAGGGGAAGGAAAGGCUGAUUUACAGUUUAAUAGCUCACCCUGGAAGCUGGCAGGACAGACAAGACAGACGCUGAGGCCAGCAGCCCCUGCUGAAACUCAGCCCUGGGCAGCCUUCUUGUAUACUGGCUCGGAAGAGACCCUCAGAGUAGCCAGGCCAGGGCACUCUCUCCUCAGAUCCCAGGCAGCCCCAGGGCAGGAUGGGCAGCCCAGUGCACCGAGUGUCGAUGGGGGAUACCUGGAGCAGGCAAGUGAACCCUGACAUAGAGAGAGAGAGGUGCAAGCAGUCCUUCGAUGUGGAACGGCUCACCCACAUCCUCGAUAGAGGUGCCCAGAACACUGCACUCCGGAGGAAAAUUGAAAGCAUCAUCCACAGUGACCCAGAGUUCAGCCUUAAGGACAUUUACUUCAUGUCCCAGAAUGAGCGAUACGAGAAUGCCAUUCGGAAGAAAGUCCACUUACAGAUGAUAGCACAGCACCUGGGCUGGUCGGAGGAAGGUCCUGAAUUAGCCUACGCUAACAGAGCCCUUGGUGGAGACGUGGGCUUAAACUUACAUGCUGUGUUCCUGAAAGCCCUCAGGAGUCUGGGCUCAGAUGAGCAGAUUGCCAAAUGGGGUGUGCUCUGCAAAGAGUACCAGAUCAUUGCAACAUACGCCCAGACAGAAUUGGGACACGGGACGUACCUUCAGGGCUUGGAGACCGAAGCCACCUACGAUGCAGCCACCCGAGAGUUUGUAAUGCACAGCCCCACGCUGACUGCCACCAAGUGGUGGCCUGGGGAUCUGGGACGGACAGCCACGCACGCCCUGGUCCUAGCCCAGCUGAUCUGCUCAGGAGCCCGGCGGGGCAUGCACGCCUUCAUUGUGCCCAUCCGGAGCCUCCAGGACCACACCCCACUGCCAGGAAUCACCGUUGGAGACAUUGGGCCCAAGAUGGGCCUUGAACACACAGACAAUGGCUUCCUGCAGCUGGACCACGUGCGGGUCCCCCGGGAGAACAUGCUGAGUCGCUUUGCAGAGGUCUUGCCAGAUGGUACCUACAUCAUGCUCGGAACAGCACAGAGCAACUACCUUUCCAUGGUGGUGAUGCGAGUGGGAAUGCUGCUGACUAUCGUCCUACCCCUGCUGCAGAAGGCUUGUGUCAUUGCCAUGCGCUACUCAGUCAUACGCCGCCAGUCCCGGCUCCAGCCCAGUGACCCAGAGGCAAAAAUCCUGGACUACCAGACGCAGCAGCAGAAACUCUUUCCCCAGCUGGCCAUGGCCUAUGCUUUUCAUUUCCAAGCCGUCAGCCUCUUGGAAUUCUUCCAGGGCUCCUACAAUGCCAUUCUGCAUGGAGACUUCAGCCUCCUGCCUGAGCUCCACGCGCUGAGCGCAGGUCUGAAGGCCAUGGUGUCGGACUCCUGCACCCAGGGAGCUGAGCUGUGCCGCAGGGCCUGCGGCGGGCACGGCUUCUCAAAGCUGAGCGGCCUGCCAUCGCUGGUCACCGAUGUAACAGCCUCCUGUACCUAUGAGGGUGAGAACAUGGUGCUCUACCUGCAGAUGGCCAGGUUUCUGGUGAAUAACUACCUGCAGGCUCAGAAGUCCCCAGGCUCCACGUCACAGAGAUCUCUACCUCAGUCUGUCGCGUACCUCGCUGCACCCGUACUAGCCAGGUGCCCAGCCCAGAAGGCAGCAGACUUCCUCCGCCCGGAGCUCUACACUGCAGCCUGGGCACACACAGCAGCCAGGCUUAUAAAGGAUUCAGCUCAUCGUUUACAGACCCUGAGGCGAUCUGGGGCCGACUGGCAGGAGGCGUGGAACUGCACCACUGUCCUACACGCCCAGGCUGCUAAGGCGCACUGCUACUACAUCAUUGUGAAGAGCUUCACACAUGCUCUGGAGGAACUGGAAAAUGAGCCGGCCAUCCAGCAGGCGCUCAAACGUCUCUGUGACCUCUACACCUUACACAGCAUCUUGACCAACGCAGGCGACUUUCUCCACGAUGGCUUCCUUUCUGGGGCCCAAGCAGACAUGGCGAGGACAGCCUACCUGGACCUCCUCCCCCUGAUCCGGAAGGACGCCAUCUUGUUAACUGAUGCUUUUGACUUCACUGACCAGUGUUUAAACUCAGCACUUGGCUGUUAUGAUGGAAAUGCCUAUGAACGUCUGUUUGAGUGGUCUCAGAGGACGCCAAGCAAUACUCAGGAUUUAUCACAGAGUAGACACUCCAUGUUUAUGGGGUAAAGGAACAUGGUUUUCUGACCUACCCAGUGAGAUGACGGACCCUGGUGCAUACAAGAUGCUGCAGAUUCUCACCAUCCUAGCUUACAUUGUUGUAGAGUCGAUUGCGACUCAUAGUGACCCCACGUGACACAGGAGAACUGCCCUAUAGGGUUUUUUUGGCUGUCAUCUUUAUGGAAGCAGAUCACCAGGUCUUUCUCCAGUGGAGCCACUAGGUGAGUUUGAAUUGUCAGCCAUUUGGUUUACAGCCGCGUGCCUAACCAUUGUGCCACCAGGGCUCCUUUAGCUUACAUUACCUUGCUAGAAAGGUGACAGGUACAGUAAUGUGGCUUUCCUAUACAGCAAUUUCAGAAUGUGAGAUUACAAAUGACCUCGAAGAACUGUUUCUAGUUAGUUAAAAUGACACUCAGUUGACUGCUAAUAUUUAGAUGCAUGAUCUUUCAACACAUCUCUAGCUCCUUCAGAGGCCACCAAAAUAGCAUUUUUAAAGUAUAUUUUUCUAAAUAAUUUCAAAGCUGCAUUCAGACACAUUUUUCCUCAUUUGCUCUAGUAGAAAAAGGCACGCUAUAGACAUUUCAAACAAAUUAAAACAGCAGCUAUGUGGAAACAUGCCUUGUAGACACAAAAGUACAGUUAGGAAUAUGUUUCACUGACAUUUUCUGUGGGAAGGAAAGUGCUAUGCCAAGUUAGAUGCCUUAGAAUCACAGGAGAGCCCCUUGUCUGGGACAAGUUGUGUUGGGUUUUAUCUCCAGACAGGAUGAUGCUCUCUCUCAGCUUCCUUCACCCAUGGCCUCUGCUUUUUGGCUUUGUUCCUGAUCUGGAUGUUAUUUCAAGCCAUUUUCUCUAAAGCGAACUGCAAAAGGCUCCUUCCUCCUGCCCAGGUGAACUCCCAUCUAAGUGAUUCCCUAUAGACGCAAGCAGUAGAGGAACCUCGACGGUAACUUCAAAACAGAACACUAUGUCCGUCCAAUUACUCCCCUGUAUAAAUCCGUACAAGUAGUAGCCAGAUGUGCUAAACACAUCUACUGAUUCAUUCAUUCAAUCGUUCAAUAAAUAUUUAUCGAGCACGUUACAUGCCAGAAGCCAUUCUAGGUACUCAGGAUACAAUGGAGGACAAAAGAAACGUAGACUCUGAUUUCAAGGAGUUUACAGUUUUAGUGGAUUAGAGGGGCAAAAAAUUAAAUUAAUAAAUACUAUAAAAAGUAAAGCCAGAGCUGUGGAUGGAAGAAUCAAGACACUGCAUUACAGAAUAAUGGGGAUAACCUACUCUGACGUUGAAUAUUGCUUACCUGAUUCCACCUUUUGGGUUCCUGGGUUUGUAGUUAGUGUUCAAUUUCAAAGGGACUCAAAAAGUCAAGCCUCUUAGUCACAUUAUAUUCCAAAAGCAAACGAUAAUCUGUGUUCUGUUUUGUUUUUUUAGUUGGCCACCUGCAUCCACAAUUUAAAAUCUGCAUGAGAAAAGGAAGGAUGCCCUUUGGAAAAAUGUUUCUCCAUAUGUUCACACAAAAUGAAUUUUAAAAAUAAUUUUAAAAAUUAAGGAUCUUAUGUAACGUUACUUUUUUGAAGCUAAAGCCUUAAUUUGAAAGUAAAAGUCAUUAAUCCUCACAGAGAUAUAAUUUUAAUAAUGCAUUUCUUUCUACAAACAGGCGAACCCUGCCUACGAGAAAUACAUAAGACCACUAUUGCAAAGCUGGAAAGCCAAGCUAUGAGAAAUAACUAAAAGUAUUCAAGAGGCAAACAGCACCACUAUGUGAUCGUGGUACUACGGCAAGAUAUAUAAAAUUAUAUUUUUAAAUUACAUUAUAUGUGUAUAUAUUUUUAAAGAGAAUCCUUACCUUUUGGUGACAAAUUCUGAAGUAUUUAAAGAUGAAAUUAUAUCUUUCAUUUACUUCUAAAUAAUCCAGCGGGAGGAGAAAGUGGGAGUGAGUAAUUGUUGAAGUUGGUCAAUGGGCACAUGGCAUCCAGCAUCUCUCACAGUAAAAAACAGUACCACUGUCCAUUUGUAGCAAUCUGUUCUGUUAAACACCAUGUGUUUGCUCUGGAUCUAGCAAAAGCCACCAGAUUCACUGGUCUAUGUCUGUGUCUUUAGCACACAUUGGUUCUAGGACUUAAAAAUACAAACACUUGCACACACACACUCCUACUCCAAAAGUUCUUAUAGUAGGUAUAAUGAAAAUAAAAUUUAGGGCCCUAAGAAUGCAACUGGAGCCCUGGUGGCACAGUGGUUAAGAGCUCGGCUGCUAACCAAAAGGUUGGCAGUUCAAAUCUACCAGCUGCUCCUUGGAAACCCCAUGGGGUAGUUCUACUCCGUCCUCUAGGGUCGCUAUGAGUCAGAAUUGACUCGAUAGCAAUGGGUUUGGUUUUUGGUUAAGAAUGCAACUAACAUGAAUUUUAAAAAAUCAACUCUUCCAUGAUGAAAAUGAUUUAAAAUUUUGUUAAAAGACCUAAUUUCUCAAAUUGUCCAUAUAAUCAAGUAACAUUUUUCACAUCACUUUCAACUGGUAAGUAGAUAAAACACUCCAAAUUAAAAGCCACUAGACAAAUUAAGGAAACCCUGGUGGCGUUGUAGUUAAGUGCUACAGCUGCUAACCAAGUGGUUGGCAGUUCGAAUCUGCCAGGCGCUCCUUGGAAACUCUAUGGGGCAGUUCUACUCUGUCCUAUAGGGUCGCUAUGAGUCGGAAUCGACUCGAUGGCAGUGGGUUUGGUUUUGGUUUAGACAAAUUAAACUGUAACAAUCUCAGCUGGCCACUUUCUCAAAUUUACUUAUAUGAACUUAUAUAAAGUAAAUCUGAGAAAAUCUACCAAAAGCAAACUUAUCUCCAUUAAACUGGGCAAGAAAAAGAUCUCAUAAGUCUUUAACUUAAAAAAAAUUUGGAACUAGUAUUAUUCCCAUUUCCACACCUGUUUUCAACUCCAGUCAUUUUAUUUCACAUUCAUCUCAGCUAACUCAACAAUAAUAAUUGGUCGGUUUUUUAGGUAACCACCAGCUAAUUUGAAGAAGAAAAUUUUCCAGAAGGAUAACCUCAUAUCAGCACAUUGACUUACCAAAACCACUGUCAUCUGUCAAUAACACUAAGGGAUUUUUAGUUUGAAGAUGGUAAACAUGGGAUGAUUAUAGGUUUCUGGAUAUCGGUUAUUUGUCAAAUCUUAAAAUAAAUUUUCAGAGACGUAACGGGCAAAAAUGGAUGUAGGUAAGUGUUCUCAUCCCUAUUGUGGGCUGAAUUGUGUCCCUCAAAAUAAUCUAUUAAAAUCCUAACCUCUUGCGGUACAAUGAAUUACUCAAUAUGGCCAUUCUAGCCAUAGUCUCUGUGAUUCACACACAAUGAUUAAGUUUGACUAGGCAAAUAAGGUAUAUGGUGCCUUAAGAAGUGGAUUGGUCAGUUUUGCCAUCCCGCUAGGCUUAAAAUGAGCCAUUCUAGAGGUGGGAGGAGAGAAUCUCACCACCACCCAGGAAGAACAGCCAGGAGUGGAGUGAAUCAUUUGGACCUGGGAUCCCUGUGCUGAAAAGCCCCUGUAACCAGGAGACCAAGAGAGGGAAAGAGACAGAGCUGUAACACUGAAGAUGGUGAGAAGUGGUACCAGAGAAACAUGGGCAGCAGAGGCAGGAGACCAGCAGGAGAUGGUGUGGUGGGCUGGGAGCCCACGGAGCAAGAAAGCUGAGCACCUUCAGGCAGGAGGCUUCCUGAUGGAGUAGGGUGCCUCCAGGCGCUCGGUGGAGCUCGGUUUGCCAACCCAGGGAGCUAGAGCUGAACACCUUCAGGCCAAGGCUUACUAGCAGAGUGGAGUGUCUCUGGGCACUUAUCUAAAAGAGCUCAGGCAGAGGCUGAGGGCCAGAGAGGCAAGCCUGUGGGUACGGCUGAGGCUGUCCUGAUGGAAGAACUGUAUCCUGAGUGUUCCCGAAACUGAAUUGUUACCUGUUGCCUCCCUAAUAAACCCCAUAAUCGUGAAUAUUGUGAGUUCUGUGUGGCCACUGCAAUGGAUUAUCGAACCCAGCAGAGAAGUAGAGAAUGCCAUGGGAUGGACCAUUGUUAUCAGAGUUGGUAAAGAUGGUGUUUGACCUCUGCCUCACGGGAAUCAGCCUUGGGCUGCUGAUCUUGAUUCUCCUUCCCUCUUGUGAAGUGAGAGGACAGAUGCCACCCCCAUGUUGUUCUUACACCUCUACACCUACGAGUACGACUUGUUUGGAAAUAGGGGUUUUCUUUAACAGUUAAAUGAAAGGAGGUCACUCUGGAAUGAAGUGGGUUCUACUCCUGAUCCCUUCUGGGUGGUGUUUUAUAAAAGGCAGAACAGACAAGGGAGCAUUUGAGCCAAAAAAUACCAAGAAAUGCCAGGGACUACCAGAAACGAAAAAGACGGGAAGGAGCUUCCCCUGAACAGAAAGCACAGCCCUCCCACACUCUGAAUCUGGACUUCUACAGCCCCCCACUUUGUGACAUUUGUUAUGGUAGUCUAGAACACAGACACCCCCCUUUCAGAAAGGGAAUCUCAGACUCUUCCACGGACAUAAGGAGAAAAGGAGUAUGUGCCCCACGGCACACAGCCUCAGAGCUCCAGCAGUUCCUCAGAAAACCAGGGAAGAAAAUUACAAGACUUCCUUUUAAAAGGUGUUUUAGCAAACUAGGAAGAUUCAUUACAGUUAACAUAAUCCUUCGAGUAACUUUCAAGAAACAGAAUCAAGUCAGCUAUGCAAAAUAGGAGUACAGCGAAAUAAAUAAAAGCAUGUAUAUUUUUCAAACUGUUCCGGAACCUUAUUUCAUUGUAAGUUUAUUUCUUCUGAUCAGAAAUAAACUUAACUUGGAUAAUAAGAAGCAUUUGUGAGUCUCCACCAUAUACUCAAGUGGCUAAAGAGCCAAUGUGUUCCUGUGCUUAGCACGAAGCUGGAGUCAGAGUCACAUUCAGAGCUGACAACUGGUGGCUCAUUGAAGAAAAGUCUGUAACCCUCAACAUAAGUCCUAUUUGAAAAAUAUUUGUCCGACUGUAUGUUCACUGUUGAAAUAUGCACUCUUUUAGGCAAUAUGAGUAAUUCCACCCUUUCUGCUCAAAUGACACAGCAGAGUUCUUACCAACUCUAAGUAACCCAAGGUUCUACUGAGACCUCUCAAAUCAGAUGCAAAUUUGCUACCGACAGUAUACACUGGGAUAAAAAAACAAUGCAUAUUUUACAUAAGGAAAAUGAUUUCUCCCCUAAGUAAUAUUAAUCAAUAAAUACAAACCUAAUUUUCAUAUUUUACUUUUUUAUUAGCUUUUUCCUGGUAGACAGUACACUUGAGAAUUAUACUGCACCAGGCAUAAAAAGUAAGAUCUCUACCACAGGGACAUUUUGUAUUCGGAAUCCAAUAUAAAUAUUUCUAGUCAGACAUUUCCAUGGCUACAGAUAUUUGGUUGCUUGAUUUAUAUGCAUAGAAAGAAACAGUUGUCAUAACUGUAAAAAGCAGUACUUAACAAGUACUUUUAAAUGAUUGGAACAGUUUUCCUUUAA
This is a messenger RNA of Loxodonta africana (African savanna elephant), 7791 nucleotides long. It is a transcript of the gene ACOX2, whose product is annotated as acyl-CoA oxidase 2. Gene Ontology annotation, biological process: very long-chain fatty acid metabolic process; fatty acid beta-oxidation using acyl-CoA oxidase; lipid homeostasis. The transcript is spliced from 16 exons. NCBI's taxonomy places the organism in Eukaryota, Metazoa, Chordata, Mammalia, Proboscidea, Elephantidae. Bases 294 to 2315 code for a protein of 673 amino acids. The record is from RefSeq and is a predicted model, not a curated record. Gene Ontology annotation, cellular component: peroxisome. Gene Ontology annotation, molecular function: FAD binding; 3alpha,7alpha,12alpha-trihydroxy-5beta-cholestanoyl-CoA 24-hydroxylase activity; fatty acid binding.